UCCAAAAUGGCAUCCCUGCUGCCCGAGUUACUCUUUGAGAUUAGUGGUCAGGCGGCUUCUCCCUCUAAAGAUUUCUAUCAUCUUGCUGUAACAAAACCAGAGAUAUCAUAAUUUACAUGAAGAGAAGUAAUAUGGAGGUGGUGGAAGAUUUCUUUGCCUAUGAAGCAAAAAGCAUUGCCUGGAGAAAGGAAAAAUAAUGAGUUUCUAAACGUUGACAAACUACAGCAACACAUUAUUGCGGUGUUUGGAUCAAAGAUCCUGGAGUAUUCACUUGGCUUGUGUGAAGGGAGGUUUGAUUAUCUGGAGCGUUUAAUAUAUGAGUUAUGUACUGCUGAUAAACUGCUACUGCAUGUUCUUUACUAUCUGAGCUACCAGGACAUUUGCCACCUCAACCAGACCUCACACCUUUUCAAGAAGCUAUGUCAGUCUAAAGAAUUAUGGGAGCAGGCAAUGUGGCACAGUGGUAAUGAGCUCACACCCGAAAUAGAGAUGAUGGCCAACAUGUGUGGCUGGAGAAGGAUCAGUCUCUAUCAUAGUACAGCCCAGCAUUACAGCGAAGCAGACAUAAAUGUGCACAUGAAUGAAAAUAAGAACAAAGCUGAGCCACAUGAAUACCUCUAA
This is a messenger RNA of Tachysurus vachellii, 621 nucleotides long. It is a transcript of the gene fbxo36a, whose product is annotated as F-box protein 36a. The transcript has 5 exons. The record is from RefSeq and is a predicted model, not a curated record. Gene Ontology annotation, molecular function: protein binding. Lineage: Eukaryota; Metazoa; Chordata; Actinopteri; Siluriformes; Bagridae.